AUGUAUUGGAAAAAUGAGGUCUUGGCCCCUCUACCAAAGGGAGAUCAGUUUUUAUCCGAAGGAAUUCCCGCAAAACAGGUAAUUUCUCCAGGAAUGCAGCAGAGUGCACCGGGUGCCUCGCGCUGUGUGGAAGCCGAACACGAACACGUCAUGUCUCAUUCUGACGGGGAAUCCCACCGAUCGAACAUGGAGAGAGAGGACACGCGCUCCUCCCCGAGUCCCCCCUCUACUCCAUCUAUCUGCUCGCCUACUUCCACCGCCUCCUCGGUGCUGUCCACCCGGAAGAACGUGUGCGCGAGCUGCGGUUUGGAGAUCCUGGACAGAUACCUUCUCAAGGUGAAUAACUUGAUCUGGCACGUGAGGUGUCUGGAGUGUUCUGUCUGCCGGACGUCGUUACGUCAACACAACAGCUGUUACAUCAAAAACAAAGAGAUCUUCUGUAAAAUUGAUUAUUUCAGUAGGUUCGGUACAAAGUGUGACCGGUGUGGACGCCAGAUAUAUGCCAGCGACUGGGUGCGUCGGGCCAAGAGCAAUACCUACCACUUGGCGUGCUUCGCCUGCUUCUCCUGCAAGAGGCAGCUGUCCACGGGGGAGGAGUUUGGCCUGGUGGAGGAGAAGGUGCUCUGCAGGAUCCACUACGACACCAUGGUGGAGAACCUCAAACGGGCUGCAGAGAGUGGUAGUGGCAUCACUCUGGAGGGGGCAGUGCCAUCAGAGCAGGACAGCCAACCCAAGCCUGCCAAGAGAGCACGCACCUCCUUCACUGCUGAGCAGCUGCAGGUGAUGCAGACUCAGUUUUCACAGGACAACAACCCUGAUGCACAGACCCUGCAGAAACUGGCAGACAUGACGGGUCUAAGCAGGAGAGUCAUACAGGUUUGGUUUCAAAACUGCAGAGCAAGACACAAAAAGCAUACCCCCCAGCACAGCGGACCCCCACAAGGCCACCCCCAGUCCCGGAUGCCUCCUUCGCUGCCUGACGACCUGCAUUACUCCCCCUUUGGAAGUUCUGAGAGGGCGCGCAUGGUGGCCCUGCACGGAUACAUCGACAGCCACCCGUUCUCUGUUCUAGCGACACAGAGCCUGAACCCCCAUCAAGCAAUGUCGCUGUCCCAGCUACCCCUCAGCCGCUAA
Molecule: messenger RNA, 1134 nt
Organism: Salvelinus namaycush (lake trout)
Lineage: Eukaryota; Metazoa; Chordata; Actinopteri; Salmoniformes; Salmonidae
Gene: lhx6
Product: LIM homeobox 6
Exons: 9
Coding region: 1-1134 (377 amino acids)
Biological process (GO): forebrain neuron development; neuron differentiation; regulation of transcription by RNA polymerase II
Cellular component (GO): nucleus
Molecular function (GO): RNA polymerase II transcription regulatory region sequence-specific DNA binding; DNA-binding transcription factor activity, RNA polymerase II-specific
Source: RefSeq, a predicted model, not a curated record